AUCUUAAGCUUGAACUUUGUUGUGAGAAUGGAUAGUUUUGUGGCAGGCGCUCCUAUAAAUUACUCGUCCAUCAAGCGUGAUGGUAAUCGAGUUUUGCAUAAAGCUUUAGCAAUAUAAUAGCAUAUAAAGUGAGGCUUGAAGAUGUUUCUUUACGUGCGAGUGCGAGGUGAACCAGCGGCGCCAAUUUUUCCAUCUCUCUCUCUCAAAUAACUAACAUUUUCUCCGAUCAAGCUCGAGAGAAAUGGCGAUCAAUCCUUGAAUUUCUCGCCUUCCUCGCUACGUUAGCUGUUCGCAUUUCGCUUUUUUGCUGGACUUGGAGCUCCAUUCCAUCCUUUGAUUUGGUUUUCUUCGCGGUCGAUCGGAGCAGGAUGGUUUCCACUCGAUUGGAAACGCGAGGUGAAUCAUGUAUGAUCAUGAGCCUCUUUUAGUCGGAGCGUCUAAAAGUUCUCAGACCAUAGGGUGGAGCAUCUAACCAUUAUCAUUUCUUGCUCAAGAUCAUCUGGAGAACAUCGAACCUGCUACUUUUUUCCAAACCGUUUGUCUGUAUCUACUAAAGUGAUUAUUUCUGUUCAACCUUCAAGAUGUCCUUUAGGAAGCCGAGAGGUAACGCGACCGAGAAGGUUUUGUCCCCUGAAGAACAGCAGGCCAAGAUAGAUGAAGUCAAAAAGCUAAUGGGCCCAAUUGCUGAUAAGCUUCCUGUCUUGUGCUCGAAUCCAUCGAUUCUGAGGUACCUUAAAGCAAGAAACUGGAAUACAAAGAAGGCAUCUAAAAUGUUGAAGGAAACUUUGAAAUGGAGGCUAGAAUACAAGCCAGAGAAGAUAAGUUGGGAAGAUAUUGCCGAUGAAGCCAAGACGGGAAAAAUAUAUAAAGCAAAUUACACUGACAAACAAGGAAGGACUGUUCUUGUAAUGACACCAAGUAAUCAGAAUACAGAUUCAACAAUUGGACAGAUCAGAUAUUUGGUUUACAGUAUGGAGAAUGCGAUCUUGAGUUCUAAUUCAAACGACGGAUACAUGGUAUGGCUUAUUGAUUUUCAUGGGUGGAACACAUCUAGUCUGUCCGUGAAGACUACUCGAGAAACAGCUUACGUCCUGCAAAAUCAUUAUCCUGAAAGGUUGGGCCUUGCCAUUCUCUACAACCCACCAAAGGUGUUCGAGUCCUUUUGGGUGAUGGUUAGACCAUUCCUGGAGUCGAAGACAUACAAGAAAGUGAAGUUUGUGUACUCCAACAACCCAGAGAGCCAGAAGAUAAUGGAAGAGAACUUUGACGAAGAAAAGUUGGAAACUUCAUUUGGCGGGAAAAGCCCAAUUGGGUUCAACUAUGAAGAUUAUGCAAAGAGAAUGAUGGAAGAUGACAAGAAAAUGACUCAUUUUAUUGACACUGGAUGCUCUUCUCCCAUCUAUCGAACUAUUUUAUCCACAUCACAGCUGCCGGACUCGGCGGCCUCCGACGCUGAUUCCGAUGAGGCUUCUGAUCAUGAACAUAGCGACGACGAAAUACCUUCAAAUUUGAAGACUCCAGACGACAAACAAUAAGAAAAUUGAAUCAGUUUCAGCUGCAAUAUGCCUGACUGCACCUCAACCUAUAACAAUAAAAUCAGUGGUCAGUUCUUUCUUUUCCUCGUCUAGUUUUGUUUCCUUUUGUUGUUUAUCAA
Molecule: messenger RNA, 1654 nt
Organism: Momordica charantia (bitter melon)
Lineage: Eukaryota; Viridiplantae; Streptophyta; Magnoliopsida; Cucurbitales; Cucurbitaceae
Molecular function (GO): phosphatidylinositol transfer activity
Source: RefSeq, a predicted model, not a curated record